Molecule: messenger RNA, 2204 nt
Organism: Nilaparvata lugens (brown planthopper)
Lineage: Eukaryota; Metazoa; Arthropoda; Insecta; Hemiptera; Delphacidae
Product: centrosomal protein of 78 kDa-like
Exons: 2
Coding region: 236-1828 (530 amino acids)
Cellular component (GO): centrosome
Molecular function (GO): protein binding
Source: RefSeq, a predicted model, not a curated record
UAAUUAGGUCUUAUUUGAAAAAAGAUUCUAGAACAUAUGGCAUUAUAUUCACAACCCUUCAUAGUGAGUUAUAAGCAAGUGGCAGAUUGAAUAAUAUUUUGUAAAAUCUCCGAAUAAUUGAUCUUGCAGUUUUGAAACAUUUAAGCCCAAUUUUCAAAUAUUCAAGUCUUUUAUUUUUUUCAUAGAAAUUAAUCAUUGGUGCUCUAUCAAAUUAAUUGAUAAAAACAGCAAUAACAUGAUUAAUGAUUUCAACGAUUUGUAUGCCACAAUUUGCAAAGAAAAGGAAAUCAAACCAAAGGUCAAAGUUGGCAAGUACAAUGAUUUAGUCAUAAAUGCAAAUACACUAGACGAAUCAGAAUGGAAGCCAGCACUGUAUGCCCUUAGUAAAACUACCACUCUGCAUUAUUUCAAAAUUACAACACGUAAUAAAUAUGGGCGAUUAAACAGUGCAAAUGGGGAAAAUUUUGCUGAAAUAGCAAUAAUGAAACAACCGUUAUUGGGAUGCUUCUUUGUGACUAUCAGACAACUUCUAUUUAAUUCAGAAAUAUUAACUUCGUUGAUUAUAGACGGGUUCCCAAUUUCUAUCGACUCCUUGAACAUUCUGUGUUCAGGUUUAGCAAAAUGUAGAAUCCUACAAAAUUUGGGUUUCACAAACUGCCAAUUCGAAGACAGUUAUAAAGGCUUGGAAAUCGUUUGUCGACUGGUCGCUUCACAUACUGGUUUACUGUGUUUAGAUUUAACAGGCUGUGGAAUUGACGAGAAGGGUGUGGAAUGUAUUUCAAAAAUGAUCAAAUCUCUGCGACUUGUUAGAAUGGGUGAACUCUGGAAACAGAGUUUGAGAUACAGACAUCCGGAUCCUGAAAUAUUUCCAGGACUUCGUAGAAUCACCCUAAACAAAAACCCAAUGAUAGGUGAUGAUGGAUUUCAGAUGAUCGCUAAUGAAAUACUGGAUGACCUAUGGUUGAAAGCUAUUGAUUUGAGGGACUGUGGGAUAACUCCUGAAUCCCUCCAAUGCAUUUCUGAAGUAUUACGGAUCAACAGUAUCAUCCAAGUUUUAGAUUUGAGAGACAAUGAUAUUCCCUCUGAUGUUCUGGAACAAAUAAGAUUUAUUCUAAAGGGAAACAGUGAUAAUGAGAGGGAUGAAGAUUACUUUUCAAUGAACACUUCAACUACCACAUUAUAUAGGAGAAAUUCAACUACUAGUUCUCUGUCAACCAAAAAAAGUAAAACUGUUGUUGAAAAUGAUAAAAAAGUAAUUAACAAAGAAAGUUUAACCAGUAUGAAUAAAGCUUGUGUACAAUUCAAAUCUGAAGACGACCUUCAACGUGUAAAUAAAUUGAUUGAUACAGUAAAUAGGUUGAAAUCCAAGAGUGUACAUAUAAUUAAACAACCACCAAUAAAUAGGCAUACAAAUGACAAAAAUACAAAAAAUAAUAAACUACAAAACGAGUAUAAUUGUCAGAACAGGUUCUAUUCAAAGCAGAAUCAACAAAAAUCUAGUAAAAACAUAUUAGAUAAUGAAACAAAAGUGAACGACAAAAUAGAUCAACAAAAGAGAUCUCAUAAUAAAUAUGAAUAUUGUAAAAUUGGAUUUAACUCUUCGAAAAAGUGCCUUCUGAAACCCAAAACAGCAGAUAGUAGAAUUGGAAUUGGACUGAAGCAGCGUUCCAAGUCACUGCAUGGUGAUGAGUUUCAAAAGAAAUGCGUUGAGAGUGAGAGGGGAAUAAAGGAUAAAAAUAGGAACCGAAAUUUAGAAAUACCGGUACAUCGUUGUCGGACAAUGCCUUUGAAACCAGUUGUGAUCAAAAGAAAAACAUCCGUGUGCUGAUAAUUUAAAUUUCUAUUGGAAAAAGAAGAUUAUUUACAGAAAUGUCAACUGAAAAUUGUUCAUCAGGCUCAUUGAUUGGCUUGAAGCUAAAUCAAUAGAGAGAACUCAUUAGGUUCAACUUAUUCAGUUGAAAAUGGAUAUAACUAAAUCAAAUGGAAAAGCUAAUAUGUCACAUGGAAGAGUGGCAAGUUUGAUAAUCAGAUAAAUUACUUUCAUGAAUUACAGUACUGUGAUGAUUACUUUCAUGAAUUAUUGUGAUGAUUUAAAUGUUUUAGAAUGCUUUUUUGUAUUGUAAUAACAGAAAAAUUGAGUGGAAGAAUGAACUGAAAAUAGGCUAGUUACAGUAAUCAUUGUUUUACAGAUUGUUCCAGUGGGA